AUGUGUAUUGACACCAUGUCUGUUGACACAUCGACAGUUGACACAUCGACAGUUGACACUAUGACUGUUAACACCACGUGUGUUGACACUACGACUGUUGACACAAUGACUGUUGACAUUACGACUGUUGACACUAUGACUGUUUACACUACGUGUGUUGACACUACGACUGUUGACACUAUGACUGUUGACACAAUGACUGUUGACACCACGUGUAUUGACACUACGACUGUUGACACUAUGACUGUUGACACUACAACUGUUGACACCACGUGUAUUGACACUACGACUGUUGACACUAUGACUGUUGACACUACAACUGUUGACACCACGUGUGUUGACACUACGACUGUUGACACUACGCCUGUUGACACUAUGACUGUUGACACUAUGACUGUUGACACCACGACUGGUGACACUACGACUGUUGACACUAUGACUGUUGACACUAUGACUGUUGACACCACGACUGUUGACACUACGACUGUUGACACUACGACUGUUGACACUACGACUGUUGACACUACGACUGUUGACACUAUGACUGUUGACACCACGACUGUUGACACUACGACUGUUGACACUAUGACUGUUGACACCACGACUGUUGACACUACGACUGUUGACACCACAACUGUUGACACUAUGACUGUUGACACUAUGACUGUUGACACUAUGACUGUUGACACUAUGACUGUUGACACCACAACUGUUGACACUAUGACUGUUGACACCACAACUGUUGACACUAUGACUGUUGACACCACAACUGUUGACACUAUGACUGUUGACACCACGACUAUUGACACCACGACUGUUGACACUACGACUGUUGACACCACGACUGUUGACACUAUGACUGUUGACACCACGACUGUUGACACUAUGACUGUUGACACCACGACUGUUGACACUAUGACUGUUGACACCAGAGAACAUUCAGCG
Molecule: messenger RNA, 945 nt
Organism: Procambarus clarkii (red swamp crayfish)
Lineage: Eukaryota; Metazoa; Arthropoda; Malacostraca; Decapoda; Cambaridae
Source: RefSeq, a predicted model, not a curated record